GCUGGCCAAUAGCAGAGCAGCGGGACUACAUAAGAGCAGAGUGCUCCUCAGGAGCCUGAGCUCUCAGAUCCAAACCAACCAGACAGAAGGGACAGGAUGAAGACCGCUCUGGGACAUCUGUCUCUCUGCCUCCUGGUGCUCUCGGCCUCGGGUUUUCCUUUUGAGAGGAAAGGAAGUACUCCGCCUGGAGCCAAGGAGAAGCGCGUGCAGUAUGCAGCUCGGGAUGACGUUAACAUCAUCGCGCAUGGCCUGCUGCAGCUGGGUCAGAAUCUGAAAGAGCAUGUGGACAAGACCAAAGUCCAGAUGAGGGACAUUUUCAACAAACUGAAAGCAUUUAAUCGCUCCAUGUCCGACAUGGGAAAGGACAGCCUGAGGCUGCAGGCGCGGGCUUUGGAGAUGGAGGACCGAGAGGGCCAGCUGCUCAACGUCACGGUGGAGCUGAGGGACAAGGCGGAGGAGGUGCAGCAGGAGAGGAGGACCAUGAGUGAGAGAAUGAGCCGGAUAGAGGAGAAGGUGGACAGCAUGCUGCAGGGAGACAAAGGACCCGACAUCCAGCUGGUGCUGGAGGCGCAGAGCAGACGCAUGGAGGAGCUGGCGGAGCGCGUGCGGCUCCAGCAGGACAAGCUGGACAAGCAGAGCACGCGCCUCAGGACGCUGCAGGGCCAGAUCCAGCGCUCCAGACCGAGGCCCGAGGCGCAUGCGCAGAACUCCGCCGAGGAGCAGCGAGACUCUCCAGUAGAAAUGGCAGCAGACUGCCACCAGCUGUUCCUCAGAGGAGAGACCACCAGCGGGGUCUACACCAUCCAGCCACUCCACUCAGAGCACUUCAAUGUCUUCUGUGAGAUGACAGCUGAUGGAGGAUGGACAGUCAUCCAAAGGCGCCAGGAUGGCUCAGUGGACUUUGACCAGCCGUGGGAGGCUUACGAGAACGGCUUUGGCAGCCUGAAUGGAGAAUUCUGGUUGGGUCUGGACCACAUCCACACCAUCGCUAAAAACGGCAGCUACGUCCUGGAGAUCAAGUUCUCUGACUGGGGGGACGACUCCGCCUCUGUCCGCUUCCCUUUCAAACUGGGUGGGAAGGAAAGCAACUAUUCUCUCCGGAUCCCGGACUCCGGCACCUUCAGCACCCUGGAGAGCUCUUUGGGAACGGAUGCUGUACUCGGCUUGCCGUUUUCCACCAGCGAUCACGACAACGAUCACAAAGUGGACAUGAACUGUGCCAAGCACCUUUCAGGCGGCUGGUGGUUCACGAACUGCGGCCGCUCCAACUUAAAUGGCCGAUACUUCCAGAGUCCUCCUCCAAAGCAGAGGCACCAGAGGAAACAAGGGAUCUUCUGGAAGACCUGGAGGGGGCGGUACUACCCCCUGAAGUCCAGCACGAUGAUGAUUGCUCCAGCUGACAUCCACAAGUUGUAAACAGCAAAGAGUCGGUUCUUUUCUUGGUGCUGGUUCAUGAGGACUAGGUCCCUGGUUCCACAGCAGCAUCACACCAGGAGGCCCCAAAGCCACAGAAGGAAAUCCAGACAGUUGGUGCAGCAGAUUUCAUUUUCUGUUGCUCUGCUGAGAUUUCCUUCUGUUGGCAUCAGCGAGUCUGGACCUGCACGCUGCUGAGAGUCGGGAGGUAUUUUCCAACAAGCUCAGACUCCUGGCUGGGCCUGAUCAGGCUCGGGUCUGAGGUGUGAAGACACAAAGUUAGCCUGAACACAGCUGGUGCUAGCAGGAGUUAGCCAGCUAGCACCAACGGACCACUCCCGCCUGCGUUAAUAUCACUUUUCAGCAUCGGAGUAAGACUUUCCUGUGGAGAGUCGAUGGCAUCGAGUCAUAUUGACUUGUCUGAUUGAGGCAUUAAUGUAACUUUUUCUAACCGGACCUGUUUCAGACUUGGUGUAAAAACCAUUUCCCACAGACGUAGUUUAUUACAGAAGCUUUCUUAUUGAAGAGAAACAUAAAUAUAUAUUUGUGCUGCUUCCUGUUCAUUAUUUAUUUGGUUUUGUGUAAUAAACAGUCACGAGCAAAUAAACCUGAUUUAAACACC
This is a messenger RNA of Nothobranchius furzeri (turquoise killifish), 2035 nucleotides long. RefSeq names its product angiopoietin-like 4 (gene angptl4). Gene Ontology annotation, biological process: triglyceride homeostasis. The record is from RefSeq and is a predicted model, not a curated record. NCBI's taxonomy places the organism in Eukaryota, Metazoa, Chordata, Actinopteri, Cyprinodontiformes, Nothobranchiidae. Gene Ontology annotation, molecular function: enzyme inhibitor activity.